Molecule: messenger RNA, 1923 nt
Organism: Lachnellula hyalina
Lineage: Eukaryota; Fungi; Ascomycota; Leotiomycetes; Helotiales; Lachnaceae
Exons: 2
Coding region: 1-1923 (640 amino acids)
Molecular function (GO): protein binding
Source: RefSeq, a predicted model, not a curated record
AUGGCUUUUCACGAUCACUUCCACCGUCGCCACGGCGCACGCGCUGCUAUGCCUGAAAUGGUCGCCAAUGAGCCUAGAGCACCCGUCGCAAAUCCAGAUCCUGCCCAAACUCUUGUAUCGGUGGUCUACGUGACGGCCGCUCAAACUUUUGAUGGCCCGGUUGCAGGAUACACCACUGUUGGUCAAUCUGCUGAUUCCACGACUGCUGCGGCUGUGGCCGCGGCAACAAACACUGAACAGGCAAAUACGCAAGCUACCACGGCGCAAACCGCAGCAACAUCUGCCGUGAUAGCAGCCCAGUCCUCUGUCGCGAGUGUUGAUGAUAACAGCUCAAUUGCUACAGCUACGUCAGAUAGCAACACGUCAAUUGUUGCUGCAAGCUCCGAUGCCUUGUCGAGUUCCAUGCCAACCGAGAUUUCUACUCCUGCUUCGUCCCUCGCAUCCCUCGCAAGUUCGGUCCCCAUUCUUGCCGCCUCUACCACUCUAGCUUCUUCGCAUAAGGCUGCUGCGGCUGCGGUGUCAUCAGUAUCAGGUACAGCAGCAGCAGCCUCCGCAAGCUCGUCAUCUACAAGCGCAUCCAAUUCUGGGGGUAUGAGUGCUGGUGGAAAGGCUGGAUUGGCGAUUGGUCUGUUGUUACUUUUCGCUGCUGUCCUGUCCAUCGUCCUCUUCUGUUUCAAGAAGCGUAAAGAUCAGCAAAAGCAAAAACUUGCCGAUAAUGAGAAGAACGAUCCGUUUGCCGAUGGUAUUGGUAGAGCAGCCAGCGUCCAGACUACCCGAACAAACCCUAAUGCACCACGUCUAUCUCUUCGUCCAGUUACUCAAUUCUUGCCCAACCUUACUCCCCAGAAGCGCCAGAGCCGUGGCAAUGUUCUUCAGACUGCCGAGCAAGUGGCACCAAUGUCUGAGAAGACUUACAACGAGAGACCUAUAACCCCACAGGCUGACAACGUUGCCAACCCCUUUGGUACUCAUGCUGAGACCAUCGAUACAACCAAUCCUUUUGGCAACCAUGCCGAGACCAUUGAUGCGACUAACGCCAGCGGUCCAGCUGAGGUUCACGUCAUGAGCCCCACUGGUGAAAUUGUGGCCGCUGCAACAGGUGCUCCAAGUACCCCACCUAGCAGCACUGCCAUUCCUGUCGGCAUUGCUCUUGCUCGUGGAGCAUCUAAGCGUGAGAAUGGACGCAAGGAGAUGGACUUUACCAAGUCUGGUCCUUUCAGAGGUCCUCCAAGUCCUGCUGGUACUGAAUUCAGCAUCAACUCGGAUACCACCUCAACACCAGCCCAGACUGAAACUGGAGCUGCUAUCGCCGCCGCUGGAGGUCCUGCUAACAGCGCUGUCCAUCGCGUCCAACUUGACUUCAAGCCUUCUAUGGAGGAUGAACUUGAAUUGCGCGCCGGUCAGCUGAUCCGUCUCUUGCAUGAGUAUGAUGAUGGAUGGGCCCUUUGCAUCCGUCUCGAUCGCGCUCAGCAAGGUGUCGUCCCAAGAACCUGUCUCUCAACCCGCCCUGUCAAGCCUCGCCCACAGCAAAAGGGUCCUCCAACUGCCCGAGGACCACCACCCCCACCAGGCAUGCGUGUUCCUCAACAGGGCCGCCCCAUGCCACCUGCCAUGAACAACGGACCUCCUCGCUCACAGUCACCAUCCGGAAGACCAAUGUCACCUGCUAUGAACAAUGGACCUCCUCGUUCGCACUCACCUUCUGGCAGGCCCAUGACUCCCAAUGGAUCUCACCCGAGAGGUCCACCAAACAACCAACAAGGCCGUCAGCGCAGCGGAUCUGCCUCCCAGGUGCAAGCUAGACGAAACAGCCCCCCUGGGCCAAGUCGGAUGAACCCAAAUGCACCACCAUCUGACGGCAGACAAUCUUCUGAACCCCGCGGUCCCCCAGCCCGAAAACCAGUUCCAGGUCAAGCUCUAUGA